Drepanopeziza brunnea f. sp. 'multigermtubi' MB_m1 is the source of this 1368-nucleotide messenger RNA. RefSeq lists its product as uncharacterized. Gene Ontology annotation, molecular function: G protein-coupled receptor activity. NCBI's taxonomy places the organism in Eukaryota, Fungi, Ascomycota, Leotiomycetes, Helotiales, Drepanopezizaceae. Gene Ontology annotation, biological process: adenylate cyclase-activating G protein-coupled receptor signaling pathway; cell surface receptor signaling pathway. The record is from RefSeq and is a predicted model, not a curated record. Gene Ontology annotation, cellular component: plasma membrane.
AUGGAGCAUAUUCAGCAGUUUUCAAUGGAGCAUAUUCGGCCGACCACGAAUCUGGACCCGCUCCCCCCGGACAUCCGCAACGGGAUGAUCGCGAUGGGCAUAUUCGGGGUCCUGUCGACUGUGUCCACCUUCUCUCUCAUGGCCAUCAUCACCCACCGCAUGAUCUACUGGCGCCGGUACUUCGACCAACCGAUCGCCACGAACCAGAUCUUCGUCCUCAUCUACAACCUCCUCCUGGCCGAUUUCCAGCAGGCGCUCAGCUUCGUUAUCUCGUUCCACUGGUUGGCCCAGAACAAGCUCGUCGACUCGUCCCCCGCCUGCUUCGCCCAGGGCUGGCUCGUGCAGAUCGGGGACGUCGCGUCGGGACUCUGGGUGCUUGCCAUUGCCGUGCACACGUUCAUCAACAUCGUGGGGAGGAGGGCUGUCAAAUACCGGACUUUUGUGAUCGCCGUGGUCCUGGUGUGGAUGUUCAGCUUGUUCCUGACCGUCAUUGGUCCAGUCAAAAGCAAGGAUGAGUUCUUUGUGCCUGCAGGAGCUUGGUGCUGGAUGAACGAAACACACAGGAUGGAGCGGUUGUAUCUCCACUACAUCUGGAUCUUCAUCUCGCAGCUGGGAUCAUUCGUCAUCUACAUCUCCAUCUUCUUCUUCCUCCUUCGAAACAGCUUCGCCGUCUCCAGCAAAAAAUCCCAAGAGCCCGCCGUCCUCACCCUUACAUCCCCUACCGAUUCUCGCACCAGCCCCUUCAAAGAGAGUCCCACGACGACGACGACGAUCAUGUCAACCGGGCGCGAACAGUUCCUCGCAUCCCGAACCCGAAUCCUCAAGAUCGCGAGCUACAUGGUCGUCUACCCCUUCGCCUACGUCUUCCUCACCCUGCCUCUCGCCACCGCGCGAAUCGCGUCCAUGGUCGGCAGACCGCCGCCGCUGGUGUUCUUCCCCGUCUUCGGCGCGUUGAUGGCGAGCUGCGGGUUCAUAGACGUCAUCCUGUAUCUCACGACGCGCAAGGCACUCAUUCACAGCAGCGUCGGCCCCAAACACCAGAGCAGCAGCAGCAAUAGUCCUCCCCGAGCCCAGAACAGCGAGUCGAGGAGCGCGCUGCGCGCUCAGUCUCUUUGGCUGGGCGAUAUGGAGGAUGGAGCCGGCCGGGACGUGGAAAGUGUGCUGUCCGCCACCACCAACGGUGAGCCGAUGGACGGCGCCAUCUUCGUGUCCAGAUCCGUGGUCACGCGAUCCCAUGUCGCGUAUCUGGAUAAAGACUUGCCGAGCACGCCUGGGACGUUACCGCCGAGGCCGGAUUCCGUGCAGAGUACUCUGGUGGCAAGCAAGGACGCUACAGUUAGUCACGGCUCGCAAAAAUGGUCGAGGUGA